CUGCAAGACAAGGAAACGGCGAAGGACGUGAAUUCAACACUAGCUAAGCUCUCCAAAGGCUCAUCCGCACUCGAUGACGCAUACAAGAAGGCAAUGAAACGCAUAGAGGGCCAGUUAACCGGAGAUUACGAACUAGCCAAAAGAGUACUAUCGUGGAUCACGUAUGCGAAACGGCCGCUUACCACGACAGAGAUCUGCUGUGCUCUGGCAGUAGAGCCGGACGAGGCGGGUCUUGAUUCUGAGAACAUACCUUAUGUUGAGGACUUAUUAUCUGUGUGUGCUAGACUAGUCGUCGUUAACCAAGAAAGCGCUGUUAUCUGUCUUGUGCAUUACACCACUAAAGAAUACUUCGCACGU
Molecule: messenger RNA, 357 nt
Organism: Exserohilum turcica Et28A
Lineage: Eukaryota; Fungi; Ascomycota; Dothideomycetes; Pleosporales; Pleosporaceae
Exons: 1
Source: RefSeq, a predicted model, not a curated record